GAUAAACGCUCGUAAUGUCGUGUGUUAUGAUGUUGUGCGAGGUUUGUAGUAUAAAAGUUGGAGUGGUUUUUGAAAAUAUCGUUAGUUAUCUAAACACAGUUUGGUACUACAGUUUGGUUAGCUUCGUCUACACAAUUUGAUUUUAAAUUAAACAAAACUUACAACAAAAUGAAGGUUUUCGUAUGCCUAUUUGCUUUGGUAGCUGUUGCCCAGGCUGGAUUUUUGGGCCUUGGCGGUGGUAGCUCUGGUGGCUACAGCUAUGGCGCUGGCAGUGGUGGCUACUCCGGCGGUCACUCCGGUGGAUACUCUGGUGGUCACUCCGGUGGAUACUCUGGUGGUCACUCCGGUGGCUAUUCUUCCGGUGGCUAUUCAUCCGGUGGCAGCAGUGCUGCUACUGUUGUUAAAGUAGUCCAUGAAGGAGGUCUUGAUCAUGGUCAUGGUGGUGGCUUCGAUGGCGGUUACAGCGGUGGUUUCGAUGGCGGUUACAGCGGUGGUUUCGAUGGCGGCUAUGGCGGUGGUCAUGGUGGCGUAGAAGAUGUCAAAAUCGUUAAGGUCGUCUCUCACGGCUCCUCUGGCGGUCUUGGUGGCUACUCCGGUGGUCAUGGAGGUUUCUCUGGCGGCCAUGGUGGUUUCUCCGGUGGUCAUGCUGGCGGUGAUGUUAAAAUCGUUAAAGUAGUACAUGAAGAUGGUGGCUUCGUUGCUGGCGGUCACGGUGGAUUCUCCGGUGGUGAUGCUGGCUACUCUUAUGGCAUCGGUGGUGGUCAUGGAGGUUUCUCCGCUGGUCAUGGUGUCGGUGGUGAAGUGAAAAUCGUUAAAGUAGUCAGUGGCGGAAGUGGUGGUUACAGUGGCGGUCAUGGCGGUUGGUCUGCUGGUGGUCAUGGUGGUUGGUAAAUUUAACCACUCAUCUAUCCAACUCUAAACACAUCUGCCAUUUUUUUUUGUUAAACUAAUCUAAUCUUUCAUCUUUUGUGAUAUAUUUCCGUUGUUUUUCCUUUGUUCCUGUUUCUUCACCACUCACCUCACUGCAUUACAGAUUGGCUGUUAAAACCAAUCAUUUUGUUGCUAGUUUUUUAAGUUUCAACGUGUAGACAUUAUUAAUUUUUGUUAGUAAUUAAAACACUUUUUGUAAAUUGUUGACCAAAAAAAAUAAAAAUAUUAAAAAAAAAAUAAAA
This is a messenger RNA of Calliphora vicina (urban bluebottle blowfly), 1172 nucleotides long. RefSeq lists its product as uncharacterized. The record is from RefSeq and is a predicted model, not a curated record. The transcript is spliced from 2 exons. The coding region runs from base 169 to 891 and encodes 240 amino acids. NCBI's taxonomy places the organism in Eukaryota, Metazoa, Arthropoda, Insecta, Diptera, Calliphoridae.